Molecule: messenger RNA, 1662 nt
Organism: Passer montanus (Eurasian tree sparrow)
Lineage: Eukaryota; Metazoa; Chordata; Aves; Passeriformes; Passeridae
Product: histidine--tRNA ligase, cytoplasmic-like
Exons: 12
Coding region: 39-1577 (512 amino acids)
Biological process (GO): mitochondrial translation; histidyl-tRNA aminoacylation
Cellular component (GO): mitochondrion; cytoplasm
Molecular function (GO): identical protein binding; histidine-tRNA ligase activity; ATP binding
Source: RefSeq, a predicted model, not a curated record
UGACGGCGCCCCGGUGCCCCGGUGUCCCGGUGCCGGCCAUGCUGCGCCUCGGCCGCUGCCUGCCGGGCCUCGGCCCGCUCUGCCUCGCCGGCAGCCGCGGCAGCUUCGCCCGGUCCCGGCUGCCGGCCGGUGAGCGCGGAGCCCUGUCCCGGCAGGUGCGGGCGGCGGCGGCGGGCGGCGAGCGGCUGCCGGUGCUGAAGACACCCAAGGGCACCCGCGACCACCCGCCGGCGCAGGCGGCGCUCCGUGAGCGGCUGGUGAGCGCCGUGGUGUCCUGCUUCAAGCGGCACGGCGCGGCCGCCAUCGACACCCCCGCGCUGGAGCUGCGGGUGAGGCGCGCCCGGAGCUCCCUUCGCCCUUGGGAGACGCUGGUGGGGAAGUAUGGGGAGGGAGCGAAGCUCAUCUACGAGCUGCAGGACCAGGGAGGGGAGCUGCUGGCCCUGCGCUACGACCUCACCGUGCCCUUUGCCCGCUACCUGGCCAUGAACAAGAUCACCAAGAUGAAGCGCUACCACGUCGCCAAGGUGUACAGGAGGGACAACCCGGCCACCACGCGCGGCCGCUACCGCGAGUUCUACCAGUGCGACUUUGACAUCGCCGGUCAGUUUGACCCGAUGAUUCCCGAUGCCGAGUGCCUGAAGAUCGUGCACGAGAUCCUGAGUGACCUGCAGCUCGGGGACUUUGUCAUCAAGGUCAAUGACCGUCGGAUUUUGAAUGGUGUGUUUGCUGUCUGUGGUGUUCCAGAGAGCAAGUUCAUACCUGCCUGCUGCACCGUGGACAAGCUGGACAAGGUGCCAUGGGAAGAAGUGAGGAGUGAGAUGGUGGGAGAGAAGGGGCUCUCUCCCGAGGCUGCGGAUCGCAUCGGGGAGUAUGUGCAGCUCCACGGUGGGCUGGAGCUGAUCGAGCAGCUUCUGCAGGACCCAAAGCUGUCCCAGAACAAGGUGGCCAAGGAAGGGCUGGGGGACAUGAAGCUGCUGUUUGAGUACCUGACCCUGUUUGGCAUCACCGGGAAGAUCUCCUUCGACCUGAGCCUGGCGCGGGGCCUGGACUAUUACACGGGGGUGAUCUUUGAGGCUGUGCUGCUGCAGCAGGAGAACGAGCACGUGGAGGAGCCGGUCAGCGUUGGGAGCGUGGCCGGGGGCGGCCGCUAUGACGGGCUGGUGGGCAUGUUUGAUGCCAAGGGCCGCAAGGUGCCCUGUGUGGGGGUCAGCAUCGGCAUCGAGCGCAUCUUCUCCAUCCUGGAACAGAGACUGGAGGCUUCUGGGGAGAAACUUCGAACAACUGAGACCCAAGUGCUGGUGGCUACACCUCAGAAACACCUGCUUGCUGCCAGAAUGAAGCUCAUCUCCGAGCUGUGGGAUGCAGGGAUCAAGGCAGAGAUGCUGUACAAGAAGGAUCCUAAGUUGCUGAAGCAGCUGCAGUAUUGUGAGGACACAGGGAUCCCCCUUGCUGCCAUUGUGGGAGAGCAGGAGCUGGCAGAUGGAGUUGUCAAGCUGCGAGAUGUUGCAACAAGAAAGGAGGUUGAUAUCCCCAGAGAAAAGCUUAUUGAUGAGAUCAGGAGAAGGCUGGAGCCCUGAGGACUUCCCUGGCUGGAGCUGCUUGGCAGAGCUGCUGCACCACUGGAGCCCUGCAGCUGCGGUCUGGGGACAUCCACUGCCCUGA